Messenger RNA from Penaeus chinensis, 1858 nucleotides. RefSeq names its product opsin-5-like. NCBI's taxonomy places the organism in Eukaryota, Metazoa, Arthropoda, Malacostraca, Decapoda, Penaeidae. Gene Ontology annotation, biological process: G protein-coupled receptor signaling pathway. Bases 584 to 1858 code for a protein of 424 amino acids. Gene Ontology annotation, molecular function: G protein-coupled receptor activity. Gene Ontology annotation, cellular component: membrane. The record is from RefSeq and is a predicted model, not a curated record. The transcript is spliced from 11 exons.
UCCCCUCUCUCUCUCUCUCCCUCACGCUCUCUCACGCUCUCUCGUUCCCCAGCCGUCGCUCUGCUUCAGAAGGGAAUAUGCAGGGAGAUUCUCGAGUUUGCUGAAAGAGACGUGAGAGGUAGGGAUAAUAGUAGUAGUAAUAACUAUAGCAAAAAAACAAACAAAAACAAAACUACAAUAAUAAUUAUAAUAAUGAUAAUAACAACGAUAACAACCAAUAAGAAUACAUACGAAUGCGAAUACUAAUACUUAUACUAAAACUAAUACUAAUAAUAAUAACAGUAACAAUAAUAUCACUUAACAAAAGUUCAAAAAAGAGGGAUAAAUACAGAUUUGUGUAUACGUAUAUAUCCAUUUCCUGACAUAGAGGUGUACAGUGCUCGAGCCUAUGUUGAUAAUGAACAAACUAGCCAAUGAUAUCACAGUGUUAACCCUUAACCGGCUAAUGUGAACUAAGAAAUAGCUCAAACUAAGAAAAAACAGCUUAACAAACAAGAAAAAAGAAGGAAACAAACACAACAACAACAGCAACGAAAGAAAUAUUUCUUUUCCACGAGGAGUUCUUUAAAACUGAAAAAAAGCUAUGGUAUCCCCCUCAAGCAACAUGACCCUCGCAACCGACGUGGCAGAAGGCUCCCGACCAGCCACAGAGGAGGCGCUACCAGGGGCAGGGGGCAUGGUAGCAGAAGCGGCAGGGGAGUUACUUCGUUACAUCGCCGAUAAUGGUACCACAGCUGGCUCCUUCCCUGCCACAGCUUCCAUGAACAGAACUCUAGGGGAUAAAUUUGACUCCAGGUUACAGUGGUAUGAAGACUAUAUAGUGGGGACGCUGCUUGUUACUGUCGGCGUGCUCUCCAUUCUGGGCAACGGGUCGAGCGUCGUCAUGUUCUGGCGGAGGCUGCGCUAUCUCACUCCGGCCGAGAUGCUGCUCCUCAACAUGGCCGUCAUACACUUGUUUCUAGCCGUCGCCUCUUACCCUGCGGCUAUGGCAGCCUCCUUCUCUCACCGCUGGCUCUUCGGCGAUCUGGGCUGUGCGAUGUACGGCUUUACGUGUUAUUUUGUCGGCAUUGCAACGAUCACUUCCCUCUUGGCUCUGGCUGUCGUGCGCUACAUGAAGACCUGUAUGCACUCGUACGGUCGAUCCCUGAGUACGGAUCACAUCAAAAUCAUUCUUAUCGGGAUCUACAUCUAUUCCCUCUUCUGGGCUCUCCUUCCCCUCACCUCCAUCGGCAGCUAUGAGGUGGAACCCUUUGGAACCUCGUGCACCCUGAAUUGGGCUGACCCUUCCAAUGCGGGUCGUCUGUACAUCAUAGCCGCUGUGCUCCUAGCUGUGAUCAUUCCCUGCUUGGUGAUCAUAUGGUGUUACGUCAAAAUCUUCCUGCUGGUGAGGAGGAACCAGAAGAAGAAGAUGAUGCUCGGGAAGAGAACUGGGACGAGUCAGCCAUCGCAGUUACAGAUGUCCUUGGGUAUCUUUGAGAUAGCGGCCUGGAUCAGCUGCAGCGUUUUCUGGCUACAAAAAAUCAUGUCAGAAGUGCUGCGAUCUUUACGAAAACUAAGAGAAGUGAGUGACAAGUUCAUAGAGUUUAGAUAUGAUGACGGCUCCUCCAUAUUUGGAGAGUUCACCUGGCAAUCUAUCCGGACAUGGCGCGGUAUUCACGAGAGUGGAUCAGUUGUGUCGUGGUUAGUGUGCCUGGGAUUUAUCUUGGCGUGGAUUCCUUACGCCGUCGUCUCCAUCUACUACGGGCUGGGAGGCCAUCCUGCGCCCCCCUACGUGGCCAUUAUUCCUGUCCUUCUAGCCAAGUCUUCCUGUGCCUACAACCCCAUUAUUUACAUCUUCGUCACGCCCAGAUACAGGUGA